Morone saxatilis (striped sea-bass) is the source of this 3807-nucleotide messenger RNA. It is a transcript of the gene tbc1d5, whose product is annotated as TBC1 domain family, member 5. The record is from RefSeq and is a predicted model, not a curated record. Gene Ontology annotation, biological process: activation of GTPase activity. Gene Ontology annotation, molecular function: GTPase activator activity. The transcript has 23 exons. Bases 168 to 2825 code for a protein of 885 amino acids. NCBI's taxonomy places the organism in Eukaryota, Metazoa, Chordata, Actinopteri, Moronidae.
AGCUGGUCUUCAGCACAUCCGCCUGACCCGCUACUGUUUACAAAUCAGCAGACAGUCGGACACAGCAGAAUGAGGAGUCCUGCGUGAUCUGAACAGAGUAAUCUUUUUCUUCUGAGUCUUGGCUGAGGAGGAUCACAAGACUGUGCCAGUCAGGCUGGGUCGCGGCCAUGCAGCACCCCAAUUUCGAGACCCGCCACCCGCUCCAGACAGACGAGCAGCAGGAGACGGGCUUCGACCCGCUUAAUAAUUUCAACAAGAACCGCAGCAGAGGAUCUCUUGACAGCAGCACUUACUCACAGCCUCAGUCAACGUUCCUCUCAUACAGGAAAGAAUGGGACGACUUGUUCCUCAACAGUAAUUACCUGGCCAGGAUCCGGCAGGCAGGCAUCAACGGUCGACUGAGGAGCAGCCGCUUUCGGAGUGUGUGCUGGAAGUUGUACCUGGAGGCUCUUCCAGAAGACAAGGGUCAGUGGAUCAACAAGACCAAGGAGCUCCGGGGCCAGUAUGAGAAGAUCAAAGAGACGCACAUCACUAACCCACGCAAGGCUAAAGGCCAGCAGGACCUGGUGGUUAACAACCCGCUGUCCCAGGAUGAAGGGAGCCUGUGGAACAAGUUCUUCCAAGAUAAGGAGCUGAAGGGGAUGAUCAAACAGGACGUGUUAAGAACGUUCCCUGAAAUCCGUUACUUCCAGGAUGACGAUGUGAGGACCAAGCUGACGGACAUUCUCUUUUGUUAUGCCAGAGAAAAUGAGCAGUUAUUGUAUAAACAGGGGAUGCACGAGUUGCUGGCCCCCAUAGUGUUUGUGCUGCACUGUGACCAUCAAGCCUUUCAGCAUGCCAGCGAGACUGCCAGCCCCAGUGAGGAGAUGAAGUGUCUGUUGAACCCAGUGUACCUUGAGCACGACGCCUAUGCCAUGUUCUCGCAGCUGAUGGAGACAGCAGAGCCAUGGUUCUCCAGCUUUGAGAGGGAAGUGAGGAAGGGUAAGGAAGAGAUGCUGACCAGCAUCCCGUUCGCUCGGCCCCAGGACUCGGGGCCAUCCGUUGCCAUAGUGACCAAAGUCAACCGGAUCCAGGACCAGCUGGUGAAGAAGCAUGACGUUGAACUGCACAUGCACCUCAACCGGCUGGAGAUCGCCCCGCAAAUCUACGGCAUCCGGUGGGUACGUCUGCUGUUCGGCCGUGAGUUUCCGCUCCAGGAUCUGCUGGUGGUGUGGGACGCCCUGUUUGCAGACAGCAUCACUUUGGACCUGGUGGACUACAUCUUUGUGGCCAUGCUGCUCUACAUCCGAGACGCUCUCAUUGCUAGUAACUUCCAGACCUGCCUGGGCCUUCUAAUGCACUACCCUCCAUUAGGAGACAUUAACUCUCUGCUGCAAAAGGCCCUUUUCCUUCGAGAUCCCAAAAACAAUCCCCGACCUGUCAACUACCAGUUUCAGCAGAACCUGGAUUACUAUAAAACUAGGGGGGCCGACCUGAUGAACAAGACACGCUCUGGUCCCAGUACAAAAACAGCCCCCCUCAACAUCAACAAGGUCUCCAGCAGCCUGCUGAGCUUCGGCAGGAAGCUCAUCGCUCCAGCCAUUUCCAGCGGCUCCAGCGGCGUCUCGCCAAUCAACAGCGAGGUUCACUCCUCCACUUCCUCCUCCUCGUCAACCUCCCCCGCUUCAGCGCCUGCGCCCGCCCUCGCUCACCCGCUGACUGAACCGCCGUCAGGCCUCGCCCCACCACAGACCCAGAGCCACGCCCAGACUCAGCAUUACCGUCUGCUUAAGUCCGAGAGCAUGCCUGUCCACCUCAGCAAAGAUGUAGUUUCAGGUGGAGUGUCUCAGGUCUCUCUCCCAACCCAGAUUCAUACUGACACACAAGGCCAAAGCUCCAGGACCGUCAGCUCCUCUCCCAGCAUAGAAAGCCUCACUGGUGGGCGGGGUCAGUCCACCGCCUCCCCGCCUCUCCCCCCCUCCAGAGGAAGUGAUGUCAGCACUUCAUCUCCACCCCUCUCCGCCACCAAGAAGGAGUCUUUCUUCAACAUCACUCGCUCUCGUUCCCACAGCAAGACCAUGGGCAAGAAAGAGAUGCAGGAGGAGGACCUGGAAGCCCAGGUAUCGUUCCUGCAGGGUCAGAUUAACGACCUGGAGGCCAUGAGCAAAUACUGUGCCAAGAUGAUGAACAAUCACAUCUGUAAAAUCCAGGAAGUGAUUCUCCAGGAACACCUGGAGAAAGAGGAUGAGGUCCUGGUGUCACUCGCUGGACUCAAACAGAUCAAAGACAUCCUCAAGGGGGCGCUGCGCUUCAACCAAAGCCUGCUAGAGGCCGAGGAGAACGAAGAGAUCACCAUCGCUGACGAUCACUACACCUCCACAGCAGCUGCUGAAUCUGCUCUGGGCGCCAUCAUUCACCACAGUGACCACCAACAGCAAGGAGGCAAUGGGCGGAGCCGGGACUCUGAUCUGGACGGGAGCGUGAGCAUGGAUGAGAAAGAAGAGGAGGAGGAGGAGCAGCAGCCAAUGACCCCACCUGAGCAACAGGUGGCAUCUUCCCUCGGCUCCGAGGGUAAGAACUGGGACGACUACAUCCUCGUGUCCCAGGACGGAGACUUGCAGGCCGCCGACGGAGGAGGAGGAGGAGCAGGAGGAAGGGCUACAGCCGAGCGCACCCCUCCGAUCAGGCGAGGACGCGGCUUGGUGCGAAUGGAGCCCGAGGGUGCGGCUGGGACCUUCCAUGACCCUUUGAUGGCUGGCACCACCUCGGGCUCUUCUAGCCCAGAUGAGGGCUCCACCCACAGCAAGGACUCUGACUUUACUAUUGUCAACCCGAACGACCUGUGAACGCGCAAAUUAGCCCUCCUUCUCCUCCUCACAUACCUGUAUCAUAUCCCAUUCAGAAGAUGUGAUCCAAAAAGAAACUGACUUAGGAUCAGAGGGUGGAAUCCGCAGUAUUUGGUAGACACCUGCCAGAGCUGCUGUUGGCUUCAAAAAUUGCACAUGUGGACUGUGACACUUCCAGUCACAAACAUCUUAUAUUCUGUCUCUUUAUCUGUCAUCUGUGCCACUUGAGUCCUGUCUGAGCUAAUGCCGUAUGCUAUCUAAUCUACCUAAUGCCUGUCUCGUCAUUAUGUUGGAUCCCGUCACUCAUUAUAUUUAAUUGUAGCACCCUGCUCAACAGAGAGAGGGCGCCAUUGAACUUCUUACCCAGUCACUACAUGAUUACUGAAGAGUUGGACCUCAAAUUGCAGUUUCUUCAAAGGGGAGGACUCUCUCCUCUAGAGCUUACGGAGUGUUUUCUUCUGAAUGUGGAGAUCUGGCCAUACCUUCUGCCUGUGUUAUAUGUCUGUAUGUCUAUGCGCUGCCGCCCCCCCCGAGCAAGCUCUCUUCUCUGUUACUCAAAGGAAAGAAGGAUGAUGUGCUCAUGUCAGUAGUUGAGGGCAGCUUUCUCCCCCCUCUGGAACCAGUGCCUCUGACCGUUAUUCUUCUCUCAACCAAACAAAACCUAACUCUGUGAUCUUAAUCUUUUUGUUAGCUUUUUUUUUUUUUUUUUUAAUUUUUAAGAAAAUAUUUUUAACCCGUAGACCUUUAGUUUCCUGGAUACAAAUGAUUAAAUUAUGGAAUACAUCUCUUUUUUUCCUUCUUUGUUUUUAAAUUGAUUCCAACAUGGACAUUUUAAUGUGGUAAUUGACAGUUUUCAUUUCUCACAUUUACAACUGAGUUGUUCUGUGGAAACCAUGUAAAACAGCGUGCACAAAGAAUGUCCCUCUAGCUGCCCAUUCAGCAUAAUUAACUCAAGACCAAUAAAACUACAUCGCUCUUGCUA